Molecule: messenger RNA, 1910 nt
Organism: Mycena citricolor
Lineage: Eukaryota; Fungi; Basidiomycota; Agaricomycetes; Agaricales; Mycenaceae
Source: the annotation of a GenBank genome assembly
GGCAGCUUCUUAUACAUCUAAACCUCCCUGGCGUGUACUCACAACAUAUUCCGACCAAUCGAUACAAGUCGGAGAGACCUGGGCUGAAGAGCUGAAGAAGCUACCACUGGAAGAGCCUGUUUCCUCCAAACGACGUCUCGACAACAUUCUCUCGCACGUCAAGCGUGGCGGAUGGACUCUCGGAUCCUUCUUGGCUUACCUUUUUACUUAUCCGGAUCGUAAAGCUGGUGGGCGCUCAGCUCGCCAUGCACAGAUGGUGUCGGGUUUUCUACGCGGCGCUGCUUUUGAGGGAGCUACAGCGGACGAGGUUGUGGAGCUGAUGUACAGCAGCCGUGACGCUGCUCCCAGAGAGAUCCGGCAAAGUGCGACGCCAUCCAAAGACAAGAAGCGACCGGACGCGACAAAUAUGGCUCGCCACCGACUCUCGGAAUGGGCGAUCACAAAGGUGGAGGGUUUUGUGUCUACCGCUGCGCAGGAUCUCUCGGGAAAAGACAGUCCGUUCCGUCGUGUCUCAGAGGAAAUUGACUUGGAUUUCAUCGACAACUUCUCGCUGGCUACAACGAUCGCAAGUCUAGAAAGCGGCGGGGCAGUUAUUCUACGCCUGCUAGCAGCAACUGCCUUGGACAACAGGACUCGACGCUCCACAACGUACGCUGAGCACUUUUCAAGGGAGUCAGAAGCGGGAUCGGGGGAGAAUCGGCGUGACCCUUAUGUGAUCAUUGUUAUAGUGUUCCUGAUGUUGCUUUAUGCACGGAAUAUACGGUUUUCAUUCCUCAGGAAGAUGUUCGGCAUAUGGCUUUUUGCCAAUAAUGCGUCAGCCUCAAUCUUUGCUGUGCUCAGUCGGAUCGGCCUUUCAUCUUCGUACACAACGAUCUUGGACACACUGCGAUCACUCUCUCGCUCGACACAGAAGGCGAUACGGAUCAAGGCCCAACAACGCGCGUUUCUGCUCAUCUACGACAACAUCAAUCGCAUGCGGCGAGUGAUCGAUCCUGACCUGGGGCAGCAUGAUGUGAUGCAGAGUGGUGCGGCUUCAAUGCUGAUUGAGCUGGUGCCUUGCAAUGUCCAGACGGCGUUCGAUCCAGCCCCAUUGAGAGAAGCGCGAGAAGCCGGGUUACGAAGGCGGCUCACUACAGAUGUGCUCAUGAAUCGCCUCAACAUGGAGGAGCUGAACGCUCUAAUUGCCCUUCACUGCCUGACAUUUCUCAUUGCGGAAGCCCCUGUACUUCACGGCCACCAAGCGCAGAUCAAUCUCCGGUUCCGCACAUCCCAUGCGCAGCAUCGUAUGCCCGAUGAGCACGUCACGGUCAUGCAUCCGCUUGCUACCUCCAGCCACAAUGAAGGGACGACACAAGGCAACCGAGACGUGCUUGAUGACCUGAUUUUACGCCAGCUUGGGAUGGACAAAACCGAAGUUGACAGCCUUCUCGUUAUUGUGGGUGGCGAUCAAUCAACGGUGGAGAAGAUUCGCACUCUUCAACGGUUUCUUGAUGAUUGCCCGCAUGGCUACUCCCGAUAUGGAUGGGUCCUGCCACUGAUUCAGCUCUGGCACAUGGGUUGGGCGGAUUUGGAACGUAUUCUCUCGACGCAUUGGGGACAGACUUACACCAGUGCGGAAACUGGUGACAUGUCCUCAUAUUACUUUAUCAACACCAUCCUCAAGCGCAAAAUCAAGAACAUCAAGCGCCCCGACUAUUACCCAACACAAAAUUUCAUCUUCGACACGCUGAGAGCAGAAGUGAUUGACUGCUGGAAAGUUUUACUACGAACCGACAAUCUCUCAGCACACUUCGCUGUCGGAUCUUUCAACUUCGAAGAUCUCUUCAGGCUGUCACAACAACUAACACAUACAUAUUUCAGUGUCGAAUCGUCGGAAAAGGCCCGUUUUGGAUGGAAGGAGCACAGUUUUG